This is a messenger RNA of Oryctolagus cuniculus (rabbit), 3354 nucleotides long. The record is from RefSeq and is a predicted model, not a curated record. NCBI's taxonomy places the organism in Eukaryota, Metazoa, Chordata, Mammalia, Lagomorpha, Leporidae.
AUAAACAACUCCAUUCGUUUCCAUGCAGACGCCCGUCCUGGACUGUGCUCUCAGAGGCAACGGAAAAGGCAAGGGCGCCGUGGUCCUCAGACACCGCGGUUUCCUGGGAAGACAGGAAAGCAGCAACCACAGGACCUGCUGCUUGCUGAUUUCAGUGUACCAGGGUGCUUCCAAACAUUCAUGGGUAAAUGCAGUUACAAGUUGUUUAUUUUGGUGGAGAACAAUCUUGAAAUCCAUGCGUAGGUUUUUGUCAUAAUAUGCAUUUUCCAUGAACUUUUUGAAGAUCCCUCAUGUGCAUGGGUUUCAAACAUUUUCAAACAAAAAUAAACUUACCUGUUAAGUCCAUUUUCUGUGAACUUUUUGAAGAGACGGAGCACCCAUCUGCUGUUUGAAUCCUCAGAUGCCCACAGUGGCCAGGACAGGACUGAGCCAAAGCCAGGAGCCAGGAACUCAAUCCAGGCUUCCCAUGAGGAUGUCAGGAAUCCAAUUCCUUGAGCCAUCAGUGCUGCCUUCCAGGGUCUGCGUUUUCAGGAAGCUGGAAUCAGGAGACGGAGCUGGGACUUAAACGCAGGCGCUGCAGUUUGGGACGUGGAUAUCUUAACCAGCGUCUCAGACACAAGGCCAAGCACCUGCCCCACAUGCCGUCCCUUUUAACCUUGGCCACCUUCUGUGCUGAAUGCCCAGCCGCUGUUGUGAAUACUGGACACUGUGGAGGACUCUGUCCCUGUGAGAGUUGCGUGUUGAGUCACUGACGACUUGUCUCAGAUUCUUGAACGGUUGUGUCGCCGGCGUGAAUUUACACUUUUUCACAGGCAGUCCUAGCUCUUGGCUGACUGUCAGACAUUCACUGCUGUCCAGGAGGAAAUCUGUUGCAUUUUACCUUCAAGCCAGCGACAGCCAGAGAGCUCUCAUCCACUGGUUCAUUCCUCAGAUGGCUGCAGCAGCAGCUAAGUCUGGACUAGGCUGAACCUGGGAGCUGGAAACUUAAUCCAUGUCUCCCACAUGGAUGGCAGCAUCCCAACACCUGCUACCACCCAGGAUCUGCGUUAGAAGGAAGCUGGAAUCAGGAACCCAGGACUGGUGGUGCAGUAGGUUUGUCUAUGCCAGCAUUGCCACAAACACUGCUAAGGAAAUGGCUCUCUCGCCCACAAAUCUGAAGGACGAGACGUCUCUGCCGAGGCAGACAGACGAGAAGGAGCAGCUGCUGACUGAGGGGAUCGGAGGCUCUCUCCAGAAACACGACGCAGCCGAGGGUGCAGCACAUUUGCUCAGCGAAAUGACCAAAAUGGACCACUUCUUGGGCAGAUCAGAUGAUGAGGACGUUUUCUCUGAAGAUCCUCACCCAGACGUCCCUCCCGAGGGCAACAGGAAGACAUGGGACGCGGCGGAGCUGGGAGCUGAGCACGCCCGGGCCCCCCCGAGGGGGCAGGAGGAGCAGGAAGCAGACCUCGCUGACGAGGACCCUCAGGCAUCCACAUCUUUGCAGUUUUCAGAGAACUUCGCAGAAAUGAGCCGGGAGAACAUGUUCCGCAAGCUGAACUACUGGAGUGCAAAGAUGGGCCUGCAAGUGAGAGAGCUCGGGGCCGAUCACGUUGACUGGGUGGAGAAAAUCAACAACAUCAUCCAAAAAAUAAACCUAACAGAAAACACAGUGAAGAGCUUAUUGAAGGAGGUGAUGUUCCUGGAGGGUCAGACUGAGAAGGUGGAGGACCAGGACCUCGACCCUAACCAGGGAGCCAACAUCGAGGCAAAGAUCAUGGAAAUUAGAAAACAGUUGGAAGAAAUGGAUAAGAAAUUUGCCCAGGGGGAUGCUUGUGAUGAAGCUCAUGAAUUAAAGGAAAAACUCAUUGGGGGAAUAGAGUUGGUCGCCCUUUUUUCUCAGAACUUUUGUAAGGACAUGACCCUGCUGAACAGUAAGCUGGGGAUGUACCAGACCCAACAAGGGAAAACAGACUCGGACAGCUCGGAAGAAACGAGCGUGGAAGGAAGAGAGCAGAGGCUUCCACAGGCUCGGCCUCCCGCCGGGGUGCAGAGUGCACCUGCCCAGGUCACGGCGUGCUUUCAAGGCCCAGUGAACAGAACACACCUUAAUGGAUCUUCUUUGCCGUUUCUUUGCUGUUCAGCCACUUCCAAGAAGGAUGUCUUUCAGUGGCAAAGUCUCUGUCAAAUGGAAUGUGGAGCACGAGAAAGCAGCAGACUACGUUGUGCAGGCCUUGUGAGAUAGACGCUCCAGCCCGAAGACUCACUUAUCAGCAACUUCUUUGAAGUCGCCCGGAAAACUCCUUCCAUGACAGCACUGAUGUAAACCAGUUGUCCCAUCCGCUCCUCUGUGUUUUGCUGCAGCUCACUCCUCUUAGUCUCCUUUGCCAGAGCUCUGGAUUAAAGUCCAACGUGCCGUUUUAAAAUGUGGAUUCUAGGGAAGUAGAAGAAUGUUAGUUAAAGAUUAGGAGAGGCCGACCAAAGAAACAGUUAAUGAUUGUCCAGAUGAAAACGUGAGUGGAGGGGAAAUUCAUGGGUCAGUCGGAGGCCCGGGGAUCCUUGUGGCCCUGAGCCAGGGCAUGGUGGGCAUGGCAAUGUUGAUGAUUGGUAGUGAACCAUGGUAGAUUAUUGGAAAGAUAAGCCUUCCUUAGCCUGCGGCAGGUGAAAGUCAAGGGGAGUAAUGUGCUGCUUUGACUGAGCAUGUUCCUGGGACCCCAAAGAGGUGUGUGCACAGUGCCUGCUGGUAGUGGGGAUGGCAGGCCUGCUACCCCCAGAAAGGCCUGACACUGGGGAAGAGGCCUGGCGUGCUUGGGAUGAACACUCCACGGAUCAUCAGCAUGGAAUGGAAAACUGGACUUAAUCUUCUGUUAAAGGAGCUACUACGCAUCGUAGCAUAGCCAAUAAAGCUGCCGCCUACAAUGCCAGCAUCCCAUAUGGGUGCCGUUUGUGUCCUGGCUGCUCCAGUUUCCAUUCAGCUCCCUGCUGAUGACUGGGAGAAGCAGCAGAAUAUGGCCCAAGUGUUUGGAGCCCUGCAGGAGACCUGGAUGAAGCUCCUGGCAUUGGCCUGGCCCAGCACUGGCUGUUUGUAGCCUUCUGGGGAGUGAACCAGCAGAUGAGAGAUCUCUCUUUCCUUCUCUGACUCUGUAACUCUUUCUCAUAAAUAAAUCUUGAAAAUAAAGAGAUGGCUCUCCAUCUUGGUGGCCUCUCUCAGGAUACAGGCCUCAGACAUCCUUUGUAGGAAAUUCAAUUAACUAAGUUUGUAAUGGAGCUAAUUGCUUGAGGGAAUUUAAUUUGUUUAACUUAGCCAUUAAUUGAACUUUAAUCAAAGACCAUGAGAGAGCAAUCACGCUUAUUUUUUAAUUAAAAAAUGUUUUC